This is a messenger RNA of Malaclemys terrapin pileata, 3294 nucleotides long. Its product is annotated as gap junction beta-5 protein-like. NCBI's taxonomy places the organism in Eukaryota, Metazoa, Chordata, Testudines, Emydidae. Gene Ontology annotation, cellular component: connexin complex. Bases 215 to 1060 code for a protein of 281 amino acids. The transcript is spliced from 2 exons. The record is from RefSeq and is a predicted model, not a curated record. Gene Ontology annotation, biological process: cell communication.
CUCUCCGACUGAUGAUCAGUCUAUCUUUCCUUUUGGCGUUGCUGCUCCUUCUGGACGACAGAAGUGAAGGACAAGGUAGAGAGCCGGUAACCUCUCCUUUGUCCACUGACAAACCUACUGAGUCUUUGGAUCUUGCUAAGAAAACAACCUCUCCACCUGAGGACAUAAUAAAGCCUCCAGCCAAGCAAGACCCAAUUAACGGGAGCCACAGACCAUGAACUGGGGUGUCUUCGAAGGGCUCCUGAGUGGGGUGAACAAGUACUCCACGGCCUUCGGGUGCAUCUGGCUCUCCCUGGUCUUCAUCUUCCGGGUGCUGGUCUACGUGGUGGCAGCUGAGCGAGUGUGGAGCGAUGACCACAAGGACUUCGACUGCAACACACGCCAGCCUGGCUGCUCCAAUGUUUGCUUCGACCACUUCUUCCCCGUCUCCCACAUCCGCCUCUGGGCCCUGCAGCUCAUCCUGGUCACCUGCCCCUCCCUGCUGGUGGUCAUGCAUGUGGCCUACCGAGAAGCCAGGGAGCAGAAGCACCGGGAGGUAGCGGGCGAGAACUGCCGCUGGCUCUACCCCAACCCCGGCAAGAAGCAGGGAGGGCUGUGGUGGACCUACCUGCUCAGCCUCAUCUUUAAGGCUGCCGUGGACGUGGUUUUCCUCUACAUCUUCCACCGGUUCUACAAGAACAACACCCUCCCCAGCGUGGUGAAGUGCGAGAUCCCCCCGUGCCCCAACAUCGUGGACUGCUUCAUCUCCCGGCCCACGGAGAAGAACAUCUUCACCCUCUUCAUGGUGGUCACAGCCUGCCUCUGCAUCCUGCUGAGCGUGGUGGAGGCCUGCUACCUGGUGGGGAAACGGUGCCGAGAGUCCCUGUUAUCCAGAAGCGAGAGCAGCCGGAGGGAAACUAGGCAGUUCAGGAGUGUCGUUCAUAACAAGGACUAUUCCCUCUCCUACGGCGAGCAGGACAGACUUGAGCCGGGAGAGCAUGUUUUCCACGCGGCGGAUUGCAAGCUAGUCACAGUUCCAAACAUAGCCAGCUCCCAGAUAGGAGAAGAUGUUAUCUCCUAAGCGGAGGGAAAGACCUAGGGAGGCUGUCUCCGUGCAGAACGGCCCUCGUUCGAGACCAGCCUUCCUUGUUGGCCAUGCCUUUAGACAUCACGAGCCAAGAUCAGACCUGGCCUCUACUGGCAGCUCUGCUCCCAUCACACGCCCGGGUGUUAACGAGAUUGGGUGCUCCCCCUGCAUUGCAUUGGUCUGGUGGAAAUAAGUGGACUCAGACACUUUAGAGAAGAAUGGCCUCUCUAGUCAAAGGGAAGCUUUAUAGGAACCAUGGGCUGGAGAGAAGCAGGGGGAAGGAGAAUGUUCAGAGGAUGUUGCGAAGGCCAAGACUAUAACAGGGUUCAAAAAAGAACUAGAUAAAUGAUAGGCCCAUCAAUGGCUAUUAGCCAGGAUGGGCAGGGAUGGUGUCCCUAGCCUCUGUUUGCCAGAAGCUGGCAAUGAGUGACAGGGGAUGGAUCACUUGAUGAUUACCUGCUCUGUUCAUUCCCUCUGGGGCACCUGGCAUUGGCCACUGUCAGAAGACAGGAUACUGGGCUAGAUGGACCUUUGGUCUGACCCAGGAUGGCCGUUCUGAUGUUCUUAGUGCAAAGCCUAGAGUUGUAGGAUUUAGACUUAUGAGAUUUGAUGGGUUCUUGCACCAGCCGCUACUGGAGACAGGACACUGGGAUCGAAGGACCCGUGCUCUGACCCAGCCUGGCAAUUCCUGUGGUGAGAGAUCAUGCAGGAUUGUGCCCUCCUGUGUUUUCCAGUGGCGUGCCCAGCCUAACUUUAAAGGCGUCCGUCGGAAGGUCAAGCCUUAGAGAGAGGAGUGGAAUGUAAGGAACAAGCCAGACUUCUCAGCUGGCAGUGAGAAUUUCUCAGCCAACAGAGCUAGUGUCACUGUGGAAACAGAGCCAGGCCCUUCUGUCUGUCCCUGAGUGACAUGCCAAAUGGUAGGGGGGCGUUGGAGAAACCCGGCCUGGCCGUGAAUGCUCUUGGGUGGGGCUGCCAAGUGGGUAUUUUCUCUCCAAGCCUGCUAGGGGUGAGGUCUCCAAAGUGCCUCAUUUCAUGAACAGUCCUUCAGCUUUGCUUAACCCAUCAGGACCAACUGGGAGUAGCAGAAGACACUAGAAAGAACAGGAGGCUUCCCAAUGAAAAGAAUGCAGCGUUUUCCCAUCUGCGGGAAAUGACCAAUAAUCCAUCCAGCCAGAGAUUCAAGUCAUGGAAACUAAACACUUGUUAACGUCAGUGAUGGGGAAUCCAUUCACCCUUAGGUAAUUAAAGAGUUUUGCUGAUGGGGGAGGAGGGUAAGGCGGUGGCCAAGGGGAAAGAAAAAAAUCUCCUAGAUUCACUGGUUUUCAAGGCCGUUAUGAUCAUCCUGUCUGACCGCCUGCACAACACAGGUCAGAGAAUUCCACCCAGCCAUUCCAGCAUCAAGCCCUUCACUUCCAGUUGGGCUAGAGCCCAUCUUCUAGAAAGGCAUCCAGGCUUGAUUUAAAGACUCCAUGGGGCGGAGCAUCCACCACAUCCCUUGGUAGGAAGUUGUUCCAUUGGGUAAGGUUCAAACAUCUCCUUUAGUUGACGGAGCAAGGGCAGCUGCGUGGGUGACCCUCUUCCUGUGGAGUGAUUUGUCAUCUAACAUCCCAUAGCAUCCUUCAGGGAGUAGCUAGUGAUGAUAGAGCCAAAGCAGGAAACUGCAUCCUGCUGCCCUAAAUUCUCAGAUAUCUCACUCCCCCUCUUAAAAAGAAAAUGAUUUAUUUGGCACUGGAUGGCUGCUGUGUUCCACCCCAGAGAUGGCGGCAUUUCAGGGGUGAUCCACCCCCAGAGGGUGGAAUUCUAUACUCAUUCCAUGUUCACGGAGCUAAGGCCUGGUCUACACUAGGCGUUUAUGUCGAAGUUAGCGCCGUUACAUCGAAUUAACCCUGCACCCGUCCACACCGCGAAGGUAUUUAGUUCGACAUAGAGGUCUCUUUAAUUCGACUUCUGUACUCCUCCCCGACGAGGGGAGUAGCGCUAAAUUCGACAUGGCCAUGUCGAAUUACGCUAGGUGUGGAUGGAAAUCGACGCUAAUAGCUCCGGGAGCUAUCCCACAGUGCACCACUCUGUUGACGCUCUGGACAGCAGUACGAGCUCGGAUGCUCUGAACUGCCACACAGGAAAAGCCCCGGGAAAAUUUGAAUUUGAAUUCCUUUUCCUGUCUGGCCAGUUUGAAUCUCAUUUCCUGUCUGGACAUCGUGGCGAGCUCAGCAGCACUGGCAACGAUG